Molecule: messenger RNA, 2094 nt
Organism: Candida dubliniensis CD36
Lineage: Eukaryota; Fungi; Ascomycota; Pichiomycetes; Serinales; Debaryomycetaceae
Exons: 1
Coding region: 1-2094 (697 amino acids)
Source: RefSeq, a predicted model, not a curated record
AUGAACAAUUAUUUUACAAAGUAUAUACCUAAUAUAAGAUUAGUUGACACUGGAGAUUCUGAUGAUCAUACUAUAAAACCCCCCACAAAUAGUCUGCCACAUAUCAAUUACAUACUUAUUUUCAAUCCAACAUUUGUAUCUCCGAAAACUGAAUCUGAUGAAGAAUUAAUCAAGCAAAUUAUAAUAUUCCUACAAGGCAAGGAGUUGUCAGAAUCACAAUUUUCACAAAUAGGACAAGUGAAAUUAAUUGGUUUAUUGAGAGGGAUUGAAUCACUUGGUGAGAGUUUCUCCAAUUUAUCCACAACAACAACAACAACAACAAUAGAUAAUAAACCGACAAUUCUUAAAUCGUUGGAUUCGUCAACUGUAAUGAUAGAAUUGGAGUCCAACUACUUUUUGGCCUGCAAUAUCGCCACUGGUUUUCAAACCGAUGACCAAACUGUUAAUGGAAUUAACCAACAAUUGAUAAAAUCAAUUAUACAAUCACAACGAUAUUUUGAAUUAUUUAAUAAAUCAAUAGAUUGCAUUUACAAGCAAUAUGGAAUUAAUUAUUUACAAGAUAGUUUAACAUCAUUUUGGAAUAAUUUUUUAACAACUUAUAAUUCACAAUCAAUAAAAAUUCCCAUAAGUCCAACAUCAUCAAUAAAUUGGUUUAAUGGUUUGAAUUAUCAAGGGUUUUUGGGAUUAUUACCAUAUGCACAAUACAAGAAAUCAACAAUUGUUAUAAAUCAACAAGUAAGAGAAGAUAUUGAGUUAUUUAUCAAUGCAAACAAAUCUGUUUCUGGUGUGCUAAUAAAUUAUUUUAAUCGAAAACUACCAAAACGGCAUGGUGUGGUGUAUAUGAAUAGUUUUGGAGACCAGUAUUUUGGUAAUAAUGAUGGGUUGAUUGAUAUUUAUAAUUGGUUGGAAUUCAAUGAGUAUCAUGAUAGUUUGGGAAAUUUGAAUAAUGGUGGUAUUUUGAGUAGUAAUGUAUCAGUAGCAAUAACAGCAACACAACAGGAUGGAGAAUCCCAAGAUGGAAUGGUGUCUGUAGACACAACUGAUACACAACUUGGGUUUGAUGUCAGUCUGAGUUUAAGAAUUCUAAAUCCAGUUAACUUGACAAAUAAUUUGGUUAUCUCUCCAAUUAAUUAUACAGUUUCAACUGUAAUGGAGGGAACCCAAGUGUCUAAUUGGUUGGCAAUGCCCCAGUUUAUUAAAAAGUUGACCGUGGGUGAUGACAACGAAACAGCAGAAGUACUUCCAAAUCAAUCAACUGACCAUAAUGAAGAUGGAAGUGAGGAGGAAGAGGAGCUAUCUGGUGAAUUCAUCAUAGGACUACAAUCUGAUGGGAAUAUAUUGAGACAAGUUAUUUAUUUGAAAACUAGAAAUAUGACUUAUCAAGAACAUCAAUUGGUGACCUAUCAUAAAGACGAAAUAUACAUUACUUUGGUAUGUGAAUCAAGUGAUGCAAAAUUUGAUCUGCCUGAGUUUUAUAAGUCUUUGGAAACUUCAAUGCUCAACCCGGUUAUUGAACAAAUUGAAAUUGUUGCUAUGGGAGGAAGUAUGUUACAAACAAGUGUAAACUCAAUACGAUCAUUGUACGUUCCUAAUGAUAUUGAUCAAGAUUUUUUUUACAUCACAUGUAAUCCUAAACAAAAGUAUUUCCAAAGUUCAUUACCUUAUUUACCACAUCUUUCAAAUAUGAAUAGUGAUAAUUUGACCAAAUAUCAACUCACAGCAUUAUAUUAUUUACAUAAUCAAUUGAGUAAUAUUUUCCAACCGAAAUUUUUCGAAAACCAACUUCAUGAAUUCUUUCAUAAAUUCACCAGCAAUAAAUUGAAUGAUUGGAUGUUUUAUUAUAUCAAAUAUCAUGACAAAUUUAUUAUAAUCAUGAAAAAUAAAAGUAAAAAUACAAGUUCGACGAUGACUAACAAUCAAUUGUCUGCUAGUGUACCACCUACCAUUGAAAGAUCAAUAGUCAAUAGGAUAUCUGAAGGGGUAUUAGAUUAUGCUAAAUUGGGGUUUUUAGAGAAUCUUGGAGAUGACGUUAAAUAUUGGUUAGGCACUCAACAAGGAGAGCUAGAGUCAGUAGAACGGCUAUCUUUGCUGUAA